AUGGGUUCAAUGGAGGAGGAAGAGGACCGUGACAUGGGAGGCUCCCAGGACGGAAGCUCCGAUAACGAGAACGACAACGAUAUGGAUGACACGAUGCGCGACGUCGAUGAUGGCGAGGGUGACAAUGAGAAUGAGAAUGAAAAUGAAAAUGAUCAAGAUGGAGAUGGGGAUCAAGAUCCUGAUAGCCCCUCGAAUGCGAGCCAGGCGUCGGAGGGCCCUGGCAUGCAACAAAACACAAAUGGCAACAGUGACAACACCGUGUUUGAACCGUUCUCCAUUUACCACCCAAGUGUGCGCCCUGAAUGCCUCACAGCCCGAACCUACGAUGUGGUCCCAACCACCGCCGCGCCGCAUGCCACCUCGAUCAACGCCAUUACAGCGACUGCGGAUAUGCGUUGGGUUUUCACCGGUGGAUCGGAUGGAUUCGUGCGAAAGUUCAACUGGGCGGACUCAAUAAACAGCAAGCUCAUGCUGACCGUGGCGCAAAGGCAUCCCUUCGUGGAUAGUGUGGUCAAAGCCGGAGUCCUGAUGACAUACUGGGAGAAUAUGGAUGGUAGCCACCUGUCACCGGUGUACUCUUUGGCCAGCCAUAGCGAAGGAUUGUGGCUACUUUCUGGGUUAGAAUCCGGUGUGAUUCGUUUGCAAACUCUGCGCCACGACGAAGGCAAGGAAAUUGCGCUUCUACGACAACAUACCUCAGCUGUGUCCUCCCUGAACCUCACAUCAGAUGAAGAAUCAUUGCUCUCCGGGGGCUGGGAUAAACGGGUCUUUGACUGGGAUCUGAAUACCGGCCAAGCUAGACGAGCUUUCGGUGGCAGCGGCGGACAAAUAUCAGCAGUGCAGAUUCGGCCAGAGUCCAGCCUUCCGGUCCCCAAGGACACAAUCGAACCACAGCAGACCAAUGGCACAUAUGCAUCAAACUAUGCUGCCCCUGGUACAGACACCUUCAGCUUCAUGGAUACCUCCCACGCCAAUGGGGACACGGGCCCGGUCGAGAACCCGCAGGCGGGCUCUCCGGCAGACUCACUCUUUGGAGGCGCGGACUCAUUAUUCGGUGAUGCGGAUGGCGGGGCUGCGGAUGGUGGUGAGCCAUCUGGCGGAGUAUUUGGGGUAGACGAGGACGAUGAAUUUGGCCGCGCUGUAGCCAAUGGUGCUAUGCCGGAUGCCGAUGCACCAGGAGAAGUUGAUGAUGAAAUUCCCGCCCAACCAGAUGUUGAACAUGCACAAAGCACGCACAAUGAAUUAUCGAAGCAAGAAAAUACUCAUACAGAUGCGCCGGUCCAGGAAAUGGAAAUGAACGAUGCGGACAUACCGAAUGGCCCAGUGCAGCCGGUUGUCAAUGGACUCCCUAAAGCAGAGGAUCUCGAGACACCUCCACCAGCCCCAGACUUCUCACAAAAUACGCAGCAAGAACAAGGCGUGACCAGUGAUAACACGUUCCUGGCUGCCUCAAUCGAUGGAACAAUCCGAGUUUGGGACCGGCGACAGCCUGAUCCUGUCGCUCGCAUCACCCCCUAUAAUUCUCCUCCAUGGUGUAUGAAUGCUUGUUGGUCACCUGAUGGGAAUCACAUCUAUGCCGGACGCCGAAAUGGCACUGUCGAGGAAUACAGUCUUCACAAGGGUUUGAGAAAUGCCGAACGAACAUUCAAAUUCCCACAGGGGAGUGGGCCGGUGACAGCACUCAAGGCCAUGCCGAAUGGGCGUCAUCUUGUUUGUGCCUCUCACGAUAUCCUCCGUCUCUAUGAUCUGCAAAACGAGCAAGGCGACCAGUCUUCUCGCCAUUCGCCAGUUCCGUUCCUGAUCAUUCCUGGUCAUCGAACUGGAACUAUCUCUCAGCUGUAUGUCGAUAAUGCAUGUCGCUACAUGAUCUCCACCAGCGGCAACCGGGGUUGGGAAGGCAAUACCACUGAAGUCCUCCUUGGUUACGAGAUUGGUGUGCCGCAGUAG
Penicillium samsonianum is the source of this 1947-nucleotide messenger RNA. RefSeq names its product WD40 repeat domain-containing protein. Lineage: Eukaryota; Fungi; Ascomycota; Eurotiomycetes; Eurotiales; Aspergillaceae. Gene Ontology annotation, cellular component: SAGA complex. The transcript is spliced from 3 exons. Gene Ontology annotation, biological process: chromatin organization; regulation of transcription by RNA polymerase II. Bases 1 to 1947 code for a protein of 648 amino acids. The record is from RefSeq and is a predicted model, not a curated record. Gene Ontology annotation, molecular function: transcription coregulator activity; TBP-class protein binding.